Messenger RNA from Aspergillus mulundensis, 1311 nucleotides. RefSeq names its product YgfZ/GcvT domain-containing protein. The transcript has a single exon. Gene Ontology annotation, molecular function: protein binding. The record is from RefSeq and is a predicted model, not a curated record. The coding region runs from base 1 to 1311 and encodes 436 amino acids. Gene Ontology annotation, cellular component: mitochondrial matrix. Lineage: Eukaryota; Fungi; Ascomycota; Eurotiomycetes; Eurotiales; Aspergillaceae.
AUGCUGCGCCCAAUGGCAUCUCCGCGCUCAAUAUGCGCUCAUUGUUCGUCCAGAUGGCGUUUGUUCUCGACUAUUCGGCAACCCCAAGCUCCGCCGUCACCACCUCAAGCUGGCUACGCUCGUCUCACGAACCGGGGCUUGAUCUCCAUCACAGGCGAGGAUAGUACGCAAUUUCUCCAGGGCCUAAUCACGCAAAAUAUGUUUAUGGCCAAUGAUCCACAACGCAAAGUCCUCCGACAAACUGGCUACUACGCGGCGUUCCUGAACUCCACCGGCCGAAUACUCAACGACGGAUUUAUCUACCCGCUGCCAGGAACAGAUGAGCCGGGGUGGCUGGUGGAGGUCGAUAAAAACGAGGUCCCGAAGCUUCUGAAGCAUCUAAAGAAACAUAAAUUGCGCGCCAAGUUACGGCUCCGCGCUUUGGACGGCGGCGAGCGAACAAUUUGGGCGAGCUGGAAGAACCACUCUGAGCCGCGCUGGGCGGCGUAUAACUUGGAGACGCCUAGUCCUUCGCCGUUCCCUACGCAUGCAUCGGUUACUGGGUGUAUUGAUACAAGGGCGCCUGGGUUCGGAGCCCGCCUUGUUGUUCCCGGGGAGGAAGACCUACGGACACACUUUCGGGAUGAGGACGAGACACAUAUUCCGGCUGCGGGUGAAGAAGUUGGUCUAGAUGUGUAUACUGUUCGGCGCAUGCUUCACGGUGUCGCCGAGGGCCAGUCCGAGGUGAUUGCCGAGUCAGCGCUGCCGUUGGAAUACAACCUGGAUAUGAUGCGGGGGGUCGAUUUCCGGAAGGGAUGCUAUGUCGGUCAGGAACUCACUAUCCGGACGCACCAUCGCGGUGUUGUGCGCAAGCGCAUUCUACCUGUCCAGUUGUAUAAGGAUGAUUUGCCUGCAACAUCGGAUAGUCCAGUCUACGACCCCUCUGUCGAUGUCCAAAUUCCACCAUCCCAAACAAACAUCGUCAAGGCUGGAACGCGCAAGGGCCGCAGUGCCGGAAAGUUCUUAAGUGGCAUUGGCAACAUCGGACUUGCCCUAUGUCGGUUAGAGAUGAUGACUGAUCUAACACUCACGGGUGAGGCGAGCCAAUUUGAUCCUAAGCAGGAGUUUAGGAUUUCCUGGCAAGGUGAUUCUGAGGGUUCAGAUGCUCAGGGCCAGGGAAGUGGAGAGGUGAAGGUUAAGGCUAUAGUACCAUCAUGGACGAGGGAAUUUGUUCUCUCUGGUGUUGCGAAGAAGAGCGCCGCCAGUAACCAAGAAGGUCACCGGGCAAAAGAUUAUCUAGAACAAUUGGAGGAGGAAGAGUCUCAGCGGUAA